Molecule: messenger RNA, 1680 nt
Organism: Anopheles coustani
Lineage: Eukaryota; Metazoa; Arthropoda; Insecta; Diptera; Culicidae
Product: lysosomal proton-coupled steroid conjugate and bile acid symporter SLC46A3
Exons: 6
Coding region: 1-1644 (547 amino acids)
Biological process (GO): transmembrane transport
Cellular component (GO): membrane
Molecular function (GO): transmembrane transporter activity
Source: RefSeq, a predicted model, not a curated record
AUGAGAGAUCCAAAGCCACCAAAUGGUCACGAAAAGGGUGCGAUCGAGCUGAAGGAAGAAAAAAAGAAACCAUCCACGCUGCGGGACAAGUAUCUUUACUUUAAGCGCAACAUAACCGUCGAGCCCAUGCUGGCAUGUUAUAUCAUGCCGAGCGUGCUGGCUGGGCUAGCAACUCAAAAUCUAAACCUGGAGAAGGCUUGCCGGGUGAAUCUGGCGUAUGGAGACGAGAUCUGUGAUGCCCUUACACGCCGUGACACGGCCAACUAUACGCACGAGGAAGAGAUGGUGCAGCAUCUCGUAGCCCGGAUGGCCGGCUGGAAGACGGUUUUGCAGAGCGCCCUGCCCUGCAUGCUCAUACUGUUCUGGGGUUCGUGGAGCGAUCGUCACGGUCGCCGGAAACCGUGCAUGCUGAUACCGAUCAUCGGUGAGUUUAUGACGGCGAUCGGGCUGAUUCUGUGCACGUACUUCGAGUCGGUACCGAUGGAGGUGGCCGGUAUCACCGAGGCGCUAUUUCCUGCCCUGACCGGUGGCUGGUUUACGAUGUUUAUGGGCGUCUUCAGCUACAUCGCAGACGUGACCACGGUUGAGGAGCGCACGCUGCGCAUCGGCAUCGUGAACCUGUGCUUCUCGCUCGGUGUCCCCAUCGGAAUGGCCUUCAGUGGGAUCCUUUUAAAACAAAUCGGAUUCUACGGUGUGUUUUCCAUCUCGGCCAGCCUGUACCUGCUCGCAUUCUUCUACGGCGCAUUCGUCGUGAAGGAGGUGAACAUUAUCAACGAGAAGGAGCGACUGCUGGCGAAGGAACGGGGGCUGCUGGCCGACUUUUUCGAUCGCGAGCACGUGCUGGAGACGUUCCGGGUGGCGUUCAAAGUCGGCGCACGACAGCGCCGGCUGCGCGUGAUAAUGCUCAUGAUCGUGGUCAUGGUUGUGAUCGGCCCGUUGCACGGAGAAAUGGCGGUAAUUUAUCUCUUCACACGCUACCGCUUCAACUGGAGUGAGGUGGAGUUUAGCUUCUUCUCCACGUACGGCAUGCUGACGGGACUGAUUGGCACCGUGUUCUCUGUAGGUGUGUUUUCGCAUCUGCUUAAAAUAGACGACGCACUGAUUGGCGUUAUGUCCUGCAUGUCCAAGAUACUGUCCAGCUUUGUGUAUGCAUUCGCCGUCACUACUUGGCAGUUGUAUCUAGGGCCGGUCAUUGAAAUGUUGAACGGUACCUCCUUCAUAUCGAUGCGAUCGAUCGCCUCGAAGCUUGUCGCUAGCGACGAGCUGGGCAAGGUAAACUCACUGUUCGGCGUCGCCGAAGCCCUGAUGCCGCUCGUUUACGCCCCAAUGUAUACUACCGUGUACUCACUGACGAUCAACGUGCUGCCCGGUGCAUUUUUCCUGCUCGGCGGUGCUCUUACUGCGCCGGCUGUUGUGAUUUUCUUGUGGAUGUAUGGCGUGCACAAGCGCGAAGCUCGUGAGCUUGCGGAAGAAAAGCGCGACGAGCAAGACAAGUACCUCCAAUUGGGCGAAAGUGGCGAGAUCAACGGUGGCCGUAUGAUCGCGAAAGAGAAGCCGGCUGCCUUUGUGGUCGACGUUGUGAACGCUGCCUUCGAGGACGAUAACAUGACAACACCAGCAGCCCUGGUACACUGCAAACUGUGAUAUAUAACGGAUGGCGCAUUCGGUAGAUUAGGAUGA